This is a messenger RNA of Verticillium nonalfalfae, 1008 nucleotides long. RefSeq lists its product as uncharacterized. Lineage: Eukaryota; Fungi; Ascomycota; Sordariomycetes; Glomerellales; Plectosphaerellaceae. The record is from RefSeq and is a predicted model, not a curated record. Bases 1 to 1008 code for a protein of 335 amino acids. The transcript is spliced from 2 exons. Gene Ontology annotation, molecular function: ATP binding; ATP:ADP adenylyltransferase activity. Gene Ontology annotation, biological process: nucleotide metabolic process.
AUGCCUCUCCCCAAAGUCCCCAGCAAGCUUCCCGAGGUAGUGCAGGCUGCUUUCGGCCGGGCCAGGUCCCAGGGAGACCUCACCUACUUCGAGACUCAAGUGACAAUUCUUGCCCCAAGCUCCAUACCCUUCCAAUUACGAUUUGCCCCAGCUUUAGCAAGUAAGCCGACUGCGCCCAAGUCCAAAACUGCCGCCACAACCCAAAAGCCAUUCGACCCUUUCGAGAGCCCAGAAAACGGUCCUCUUUACGUUGGUGAAAUCGCCCCGGCACAUAACCUAGUCCUCAACAAAUUCGCUAUUGUCCCUGAGCACUUCAUACUUGCCACCAAAGAUUUCAAGGAGCAGACUCAUCUACUCGAGGCCGAUGAUCUCGCCGCGACGUACGCCUGUAUCGAAGCGUACCGACAGUACGGUCUUGACACAAACACGGACGGUGAGUUGUUCGCCUUCUUCAACAGCGGGUCUCAUUCGGGAGCAAGCCAGCCCCACCGGCAUAUUCAAUUACUGCCAGUAGCUCAGAUGAAGGCUGGCCUGGAAGACAUCGGGGACUGGACUAUUUUGGCCGAUCGGCUUGACCAGAAAGAUACACCGUUCAAGACGUUUUCCAGCAACAUUGGGCAUGAGACCUCAAUGGAAAGCCUACAUGAGAUUUACUUGACGCUCUACCGUCGCGCUGUUGCGGCAGUGAAGGAGCGUGUGGGAGAAUUGGAUGAUACCCCCACGUCGGGUUCUGGAGAAGCUGAAAUCAGCUACAACAUGGCAUUAACGAAGACGCGACUGGUGGUCUGCCCCCGCCUGCGUGACGGUGUUACUAUUUUGACAGGGAACAGCCGGACAGAGGUGACUUUGAGUCUGAACGGGACAGUCCUCGCGGGAACAGCGCUCGUUAAAAGCGAAGCUGAGUGGGAUGCACUACGCGAGGAUAUUGACAUGGGUGCAUCCACCUUAGCGGCCAUUUUAUCGAGAAUCGGAAUCCCGACUGCCGACAGCAAGCCAGGUAGACUUUGA